Dothidotthia symphoricarpi CBS 119687 is the source of this 1338-nucleotide messenger RNA. Its product is annotated as ADP-ribosylglycohydrolase. The record is from RefSeq and is a predicted model, not a curated record. NCBI's taxonomy places the organism in Eukaryota, Fungi, Ascomycota, Dothideomycetes, Pleosporales, Dothidotthiaceae. The coding region runs from base 15 to 1241 and encodes 408 amino acids. The transcript is spliced from 3 exons.
CCCCACCACCAAGCAUGCCCUCCCAACCCCCCUUCCCCCCAGACUCCCUCCUCUCCAAACUGCACGGCUGCAUCUUCGGCUCCGCCCUCGGCGACACCCUAGGCCUCUACACAGAAUUCCUGUCCCAAGCGCAAAGCACCGCGAUCUACCCAUCCGGGCGCUUCCGCCUCGUCCCCCCCACAACGCCAUACCACCUCGACGCGCACCGCCUGCGCUGGCCAGAACCCUUCGCGCGGCGUCUGCAUAUAUGGGUCUCGCAGGGCCUGCUCGCGCUCAAUCGGCCGGCGAUGGGCAUCGGCGCCUUAGUCGGCAGUGUUGUUGGCGCCGCGACCUUCCUGGCUGAUCCAGUGGGGACGGCGACGCGCGCGUGGAUUGCGAGCGGGCGGAAGGCGGCGCCGAAUGGGAGUCUGAUGCGGACGCAUCCAGUUGGGGUGAUGGGCGUGUUGUGGAGCGAAGCGGAGACGUGGCGCUUGAGCGUUAGUCUGGGGCGGGUCACGCACGUCGAUCCGCGGUGUGUGGUUGCGUGUUGUGUUUCUGUUGGGUUGGUGCGGGGGCUGCUGCGUGGUGAGGUGGUGACAGAAGGGCAUGUUGAUGGGGUGGUUGAGCGCGCGUUUGAGUGGGUGGGUGGGCAGCCCGGGUUGGUGAAUCCUGGGGGAAAUGCUGAGCAGCGGCUUGAUUACGGGGAGUUCUCGCGCCAUGCGUAUGCUCCGAGUUUGGAGGCGCUGCGGCUUGAUAGUCCGCGGGAGAUCGGGUACGUGUAUAAGUGUCUCGGUGCGGCGGUGCUGUUGCUUCGGCUGGCUAUGCGUGGUGUAGCGAGCGCAGAGAGUGGAGCGAGUACAGAGAGCGGAGUGAGCGUUCUCUUCGAGACCCUCAUCACCUCCCUAAUCCUCCAAGGCGGAGACGCGGACACCAACGCCGCCGCCGCCGGGGCACUGUUGGGCGCCUACCUCGGAUACUCAAAUCUACCUUUACACUGGGUGGAUGGGCUCCAGCACCGCGAGUGGCUGAUGGCGAAGAGUGUGCGGUUUGCGGUGGCGGUUGGUGCUGUGGAGGGGGGGACGUUGGAGGAGGAGAGUGAUGAGGGGGAGAGUGGUGCGGGAGGGUUGAUGACGGAGAGGGAGCUGGGGGAGAGGCGGAGGGUUUUGAGGGAGGAGGGGAGGAGGAGGGUUCGGGAACGGAGGAAAGAGAUAGAGAGGGGAAGUGUGAUGGAGAGAAACCAGAAACCAGAAGAUGGACGAUAGUAAGUCCUCCUACGCACACGAUAUGCAACACGCACAGAAUAUAUAAAGAAAGACAAAGGGAUGCUUGGGUUUGAUUUAAUUGGUCUGGUUUGCUCAG